AUGGAUUCUUCAUUCUUUGCAUACACUUCAAACCAAUUCCUCCCGUUCAACGAAAAUGACUCAGACGAAAUGGCCCUUUUUGGCAUGCUUACUGAGUCUUCUUACCAUGUUCAUGACUCGUCGAACCAGAUCGCGUCUAUUCCAGCACAUAAGAUUAGCUACAGAGGGAUUCGCCCUCGACGCUGGGGCAAAUACGCUGCAGAAAUAAGGGAUUCGACGAGAAAUGGGGCUAGGGUUUGGUUGGGUACGUUUGAUACACCUGAAGAAGCUGCUUUGGCAUAUGACCAAGCUGCGUUUGUGGCCAGGGGUUCAAUGGCGGUCCUGAACUUUCCGGUUGAGACCGUCUACGAGUCGCUUAAAGCUAUGAAUUAUGGGUUUGAGGAAGGGAGUUCACCUGUUUUGGCAUUGAAAAAGUGUCACUCCAUGAAGAGAAAAGCUGUGGUUAGAGAGAAUAAGAGGAAAGAGAUGAAGUUAGAUGAUGAAGAUGAAUACUGUGAGAAUGAUCAUGUGGUGGUGUUUGAGGACUUGGGUGCUGAUUACUUGGAAGAGAUCUUGAGGUUGUCAGAAUGUUCAGGUACAGGUUCUUGGUGAGAAUCAACGACCAAUGGUUUAGCUCAGUGCGUUUGUAUUAAUAUUUUACAUAAAGCUAAUCUAAACCAAACAAGAGAGAGCAUAUAGAUCGAUAUAAAAUUUUGUAUGACAUCUGGUGAUAAGUUAUGGUAUACUCUACAACCAAGAGUUC
Molecule: messenger RNA, 742 nt
Organism: Helianthus annuus (common sunflower)
Lineage: Eukaryota; Viridiplantae; Streptophyta; Magnoliopsida; Asterales; Asteraceae
Product: ethylene-responsive transcription factor 1B
Exons: 1
Coding region: 1-591 (196 amino acids)
Biological process (GO): ethylene-activated signaling pathway; regulation of DNA-templated transcription
Molecular function (GO): DNA binding; DNA-binding transcription factor activity
Source: RefSeq, a predicted model, not a curated record